AUGGCUGUUCGCGCCGUUCAUCUGGAGCUGGUCGAGGGCUAUUCCACUUUCGCGUUCUUAGGUGCAUAUGCUCGCUUUUGCGCCCGCCGCGGACUGCCCCAAUCAAUUUAUUCGGACAAUGAAACUACCUUCGUUGGUGCGGAUCGCGAACUGUCAAGAGCCUUCCAUGCCGCUAUCCGCGACCCUAACUUUCCGAACAGGACAUCAUCCGACAAGGUCUCGUGGCAUUUUUUGCCUCCUUCAGCUCCGCACUUCGGGGGACUGUGGGAGGCAGGAGUACGCAGUGUCAAACAUCACCUUCGCCGCGUGGUAGGCUCUCACACUCUUACCUUUGAGGAGUUCUCCACUCUUCUGUGUAACAUCGAGGCCUGCUUUAAUUCCCGACCACUUGCCCCUCUUACCGAUGAUUAUGAGCCUCUUACUCCAAGCCACUUUUAG
Molecule: messenger RNA, 438 nt
Organism: Monomorium pharaonis (pharaoh ant)
Lineage: Eukaryota; Metazoa; Arthropoda; Insecta; Hymenoptera; Formicidae
Exons: 1
Coding region: 1-438 (145 amino acids)
Biological process (GO): DNA integration
Molecular function (GO): nucleic acid binding
Source: RefSeq, a predicted model, not a curated record